This is a messenger RNA of Daldinia decipiens, 1291 nucleotides long. RefSeq lists its product as uncharacterized. Gene Ontology annotation, cellular component: cytoplasm; exon-exon junction complex. Gene Ontology annotation, biological process: exon-exon junction complex disassembly. The transcript has a single exon. The record is from RefSeq and is a predicted model, not a curated record. The coding region runs from base 130 to 756 and encodes 208 amino acids. NCBI's taxonomy places the organism in Eukaryota, Fungi, Ascomycota, Sordariomycetes, Xylariales, Hypoxylaceae. Gene Ontology annotation, molecular function: RNA binding.
GCUAAUAGGCUCACAUUACUAUUACUAUAUUUUUUGCUUGCUUGCUUCGCUUCAUACUUUACAACAUCUUACAACCCCCGCCCAGAAAGCCCAUUUCAAGUACACAUCGACCUAAUAAUACCUUCCCCCAUGCCUUCCGAACCGUCGACUGCGGGCAUCGUCACAGACGAGAACAGCGGCGAGCGCCACAUCCCAGAAUCCGUGCGCGCGGACGGCACCACGAGGAAAGCGAUUAAGAUCCGCCCCGGGUACAGGCCACCAGAGGACGUCGAGCUCUACAAGAACCGCACCGCCGAGUCGUUCCGCAACCGGGGCAAAGGCGGCGUCAUCGGAGCAGAAGGAUUAAAAGAGCAAAAGCAGGAAGCAGCCGCUGCGUCCGCCGCCAGCAACAAAAACGCCAAGCGCCGAGAAGCGAGGAAGAAGGCAAAGCAGUCGCAAGAUCCCGCCGAAGCGGAAGCGGCCAAUAGCAAUGCUUCCGCAGACGCGAACGCGAACGUGAACGCCGCCAAGGCCGAGGAAGUCGCCGAUCCGGAAGCCGAGAGGGAGAAGAAGGCCCGGAAUCUAAAGAAGAAGCUGAAGCAAGCGAAGGACCUGAAGAGCAAGAAGGAAGGCGGCGAGUCUCUUCUGCCAGAGCAGAUAGCCAAGGUCAUCAAGAUUAAUGAGCUUGUGAGAGAGCUUGAAGCGCUCGGUUUCGAUGCCGAUGGUGAACCCAAGACAAACGCGGAUGCGGCACCAGAGACAGCAAAGGAGGGUUGAUCGCACAAAUAAUGAUACGACUAGUAUUCGAUCCGACGGUUUAAGCAGAAUGUUGCUGUAAAUACCCUUCGCUGGACAUCGCGGCGAUAGCGAUGAUGGCACUAUGAUAUCGGCUAUUAAAGUCAUGAUAUACGCCCAAGUGAGGACGGACCAGUUGGUUCAGCACGAUGUCUAUUGGUCUGGAUACCAGCAUCACCAGCCACAGCGUUAAACGGCUACGACGUCUAGCUACUAUCACGAGGACCAUCGGCCCAGAGUAUUAGACCCAAGCAUCCUCCAUGAUGGACCCUCGAGGGAUAUCCAGCAUGCCCAACGCUAGCGCUGCAUUGUGAUGGGCUAUGGUCCAGAGCUUUUGCCCUUCGGCGGCGAAGAAAUCCGGCUACACUAAUGUGUCAGUCAAGCGAUUCUGGGCUUUCAUGCAUAGCGGGUAGUUAUUGAAUAUGAACUUUUUACGUGGAUGCAUUAUUUCGUCUGCUAUGUAUGAGACUUUUAUUCCUAGGAGAUUUGUGAAUCAGAAUUAUCCAACAACUUUACA